AUGGUCUCGGUCUCGGAGCCGGGUCUGCAUGGAGGUCUCAUGGGUCUCGGGUCUCCACUCGGAGGUCUCAUGGUCCGGGGUCUCGGGUCUCACCAUGGUCUAUACCAGGGUUCUACUGAGUCCCAUGGUCUGCUGAGGGUUCUACUGAGCCCUGCUGAGGUUCUACUGAGGUUCGGUCUGAGCCCUACUGAGGUUCUACUGAGGUUCUUCUACCAGGGAGGUUCUAGUAAAAGUACUACUUGUAUUCUUCCAGUGUUCGUGCGGUACAACCUGGGGCCUGGUGUGCCGGUGGAGCUGCAGGAGGAGGCGAGGGUGGAGCAGCUGAAGGAGCUGGUGGGGAGUCAGCAGGGAGUCCGUCCGGAGCUCCUCAGGGUUCUGUUUGCUGGGAGGGAGCUGAGGAGCUCCUUCACACUGCAGGGUUGUGACCUCCCAGAGCAGAGUACCAUCCAUGUCCUCCUCCCUAAAUCUGGUUCCUCCCCCUCCCAGCUUCUCCUCCUGCAGGAGCGCCUGAUUCGGGGAGGGGAGGACGAGCAGAAUGCUCUGACCAGGCUGGACCUCAGCUCCUCACACCUCCCCUCCACCUCCUCCGGCUUGGCGGUGAUUCUUGAGGGGAGUGAUGGUGGAGGAGAGAAAGGAGCAGGAGGAGGUGACAGAGGAGCAGAGGAGGUGACAGAGGAGGUUCAGGCUGCAAGUCUGAAAGGUGUGCGUACCUGCAGUACUUUCUUUGUGUACUGUAAGAGCUGUAGGUCGAUCCAACCGGGAAAGCUGAGAGUGCGUUGCAGCAGCUGCAGACAAACAACUCUGACAAUCAGCAGGGGUCCGUCCUGUUGGGACGACGUCCUCCUCCCCGGUCGCGUCCAUGGCUUGUGUCAAUCAGACGGUUGUCACAGUAACGAAGCGGAGUUCUACAUGAAGUGUGCGUCCCAUCCGACCUCAGAAGACGAAAUCUCAAUGGCCCUCGACCUAAUUAUGACCAACAGCAGAGGUCCCUGUAUCGCCUGCUCCGACAUCAUGGCUGUGGUCCUGGUCUUCCAAUGUUCAGAGCGUCAUGUGAUCUGUCUGGACUGUUUCCAUGGUUACUGUCGGACUCGUCUCAAUGAGAGACAGUUUGUGUCUCAUCCUGUGAUUGGCUACUCGCUGCCGUGUGCUGCCGGCUGUGUCGACUCUCUCAUUAAAGAGUCGCAUCAUUUCAGGAUUUUAGGAGACGAUCAGUAUGGGCGGUACCAGCAGUACGGGGCCGAGGAGUGCCUGCUGAUGAAUGGAGGUCUGAUGUGUCCGUCACCUGGCUGUGGGGCGGGGCUUAUCCCACCUGAGGGUAGCAGGAGGGUGCAGUGUGACAGACAGCUCGGCUGUGGCUUCGUCUUCUGCAAACACUGCAGGGAGGAGUACCAUGAGGGGGCGUGUCUCACUGGGCAGACCCCGCCCAUUGCUGAAGCCUCUCAGGGUUUCAUGGUGGAGGAGGAGGCGUCUCUUAGAGGGAGGUGGGAUCGAGCCUCCCUACUCCUCCUGCAGGAGUCGACUAAACGCUGUCCUCAGUGUUCGGUUCCUGUGGAGAGAGACGGCGGCUGCAUGCACAUGCGGUGUCCUCUGUGCAGAGCCGACUGGUGUUGGCUCUGUGGCGUCUCCUGGAACACAGAAUGUAUGGGGAACCACUGGUUCGGAUAAAAAUCAGCAGCUUCACAUCUCCUGCCGAAAAUCUCUCGAGCAGCUAUGAUGAGCAGCUGGGAAUCAAACCGCCGACAUCUUUGUUCAUUUCUCCUUUAACUUGUAUAACAUGUUGAUAACAUGUAUAAGUAUCAACGUUUCCUUUGCAUUCUCUGUCUGUCAGAAUCAAAAAAUCUGUUUAUUAGAAUACAUAAGUCAGAUUGUUCUUUUUGCCAGUGGUUAAAUGUUUUUAAACCAAAGAUGAAAUAAAAACUUUAUUUAUCUGUGAAAAAUCAA
Messenger RNA from Anoplopoma fimbria (sablefish), 1941 nucleotides. It is a transcript of the gene prkn, whose product is annotated as parkin RBR E3 ubiquitin protein ligase. The record is from RefSeq and is a predicted model, not a curated record. Lineage: Eukaryota; Metazoa; Chordata; Actinopteri; Perciformes; Anoplopomatidae. Gene Ontology annotation, biological process: ubiquitin-dependent protein catabolic process; regulation of apoptotic process; negative regulation of protein phosphorylation. Gene Ontology annotation, cellular component: cytoplasm; mitochondrion; ubiquitin ligase complex. Gene Ontology annotation, molecular function: ubiquitin protein ligase activity; zinc ion binding; ubiquitin conjugating enzyme binding.